AGCAACUGUCCUGGGUUCUUGAUAACAAAGUAAGCGAAGAAAGGGAAGUGUUCCUGAUUUACUCCCAGACUUGGAGAGAGCAGGUUUGUUCUACUCGAGAGGGAGAAGCUGCAGCCCUGGGAAGGAUGGGAAUGCUGGUGAGAGCAGCCGUGUUCAUGAGUCCUCUUCUCUUCUGCAACGCUUUUCUGGUCCUGACUGGCCCCAAUGAGAUCAAAGGCAUAUGGAGGGGAUCUACCGCCUUGCCAUGUGCCUACGUGCCUGCGGAGGACUUUGUGCAGCAAACGCUCACGUGGACUGUGGUACACGACCAGAGCUCUGGCACCGUCUUUCGGAGGGAUGACUCUGGCGACCACACUCUCCUGUCCGAGUACAGGGGCAGGGUCAGCAUCCCGAAGGAAGUCCCAGGGAACGUGUCUCUCCACAUCCUGAACCUGGAGAUCUCUGACAGGGGAGCCUACACUUGCCAGGUCACCUGGAGAGCCAGCAACAACAGCCUGGUAACAAAAGAGAUGACCACUAAACUGGAGGUUGUUAAAGUUGCAGCGACCAAGCCCGUCAUCAGGGCCGGCGAGCCAGGGCUGAUGGUCCCGGCAGGAGCCAGGGCCAGCCUGACCUGUGUGGCCAGCGGGUCCCCCCCCAUCAGCUACCGCUGGUUCAGGAGCGCCCCGGGAGGGAAAGCCCUGCUCCUGAGCAGCCAGGCCGAGCUGGCGUGGGACAGCCUGCGGCCCUCCGACGCCGGGAAGUACUACUGUGAGGCAGAAAACAGGGUUGGGGCCGGGGCUGUGCAGCGGAGCGACGCCGUUGAGCUGACGGUGAGAGAUCCGCCCAUGACAACGGUGGCCUCUCGGAGGGAUGUGGGAACCUUGGGGAGAGACUGGCCAACCACAGAUCUGCCCGCAACAGUAGUGACUUCUGAGGAUGGUGCGGGAUAUCCAGAAAAGAAUUAUACAACUCAGAAUUUCCAGAGGACUCAGCUGUCCCUAUACCUGGUCAUCCUGAUUGCUGUGGUUUGCGGUGCUGUGGUUUUCCUCAUCAUCUUUCUUAUCGUUUGCAUCAGAAAGCCCAAAGAUGCUCACGUCUAUGAAGUAAAAUUGCAUAACUCGAGAGCAGCAGCUUCAAGGCAUGAAAGUACGGGUCAUUAUGAGGAACCCAUCUCCUCCACUGAAAACAACUAUGCAAUGGAGCCCAUGAAAAAAAAAACAUGUGAAGAAAUAAAUACAAAAAAGAAUGAAUAUGAAUGUGUUGGAAACACCCAGGAAUCAGAAUAUGAAGUAGGGGACACUGUAUGAGAACCAACAGUGCUCUACAGGUAGCAGUCCUGAAGAGUACCUUCAUCCAGGCAAAAUUUAUCUUCCUAUUCACCUUUGCCUCUGAAAAAUAGGUUGGACAAGCAGUUUUUGCUCCUCCACAAUUUGUGGAGCCUUAAUCUCUGCAGUGAAAAUGCAAACCUCUUUAGGAACUUCAGUUACAGACUGCUGUAUAGAUCUGAUUUUGCUUUUCUUGGUUCCCUUUCACCACCUCUGUAGAAGAAAGCCCUUUGAAAGCUAGGGUAUGCAGGUCCCAGGCCAAGAGCACUGUGCUAAACUUACUGCUUUAUGUGACCAAAAGGAUCUGUGUUCACAGCCUUCGUGUGGUCGGAGUAGAACCAGCACUGAGGGUUGCUCAACAUCCCCAUCAUCUUUGGGUAAGAAGUGCAGAAUGAGGCUGGCCUGGGAUUCCGCGUUUCUCCUCCCACCCGCCUGAAGUGCUGCACAGGUGAUAGAAAAUCCUUUUAAAUGUGAGACAGCCCUUGAAGAAACACUGAAUAGCUGCUCAUCCCGUGCUAUGAAAACCCAGGGUACGCAGAGGUCCAAUGGGAAAUUAGAGGAAUGAACGAUAUAAAAGUUCAUCAAAAUUCACAAACCGUCAGGCACACCUUACAGGUGCUUAUGAGUGACCUUAUACUUUCUCCCUGAAUUUCCUGUACCACAAGUUUUAUUUCUUUUUGUUAAGAAUGUACUUAAAAAUCAGGGGCUGGGAAACCUUGAUUUCAAAAUGGAAAGGGAACAAACAGCAGCUUUCGUUGGUGAUGAUGUCUUGGAAAAAAUUGUCAACAUGUACAUGCAGCUUACUGCAAAUGUGGAGAAGCAAAUGAAAAUCAUUAAACUUCAGGACUGCAAAGCUA
Grus americana (Whooping crane) is the source of this 2164-nucleotide messenger RNA. RefSeq names its product V-set and immunoglobulin domain-containing protein 4-like. Gene Ontology annotation, biological process: negative regulation of T cell proliferation; negative regulation of complement activation, alternative pathway; negative regulation of interleukin-2 production. Lineage: Eukaryota; Metazoa; Chordata; Aves; Gruiformes; Gruidae. Gene Ontology annotation, molecular function: complement component C3b binding. The transcript is spliced from 8 exons. The record is from RefSeq and is a predicted model, not a curated record. The coding region runs from base 126 to 1289 and encodes 387 amino acids.